Abrus precatorius (Indian licorice) is the source of this 426-nucleotide messenger RNA. RefSeq lists its product as uncharacterized. The record is from RefSeq and is a predicted model, not a curated record. NCBI's taxonomy places the organism in Eukaryota, Viridiplantae, Streptophyta, Magnoliopsida, Fabales, Fabaceae. The transcript is spliced from 3 exons. The coding region runs from base 1 to 426 and encodes 141 amino acids.
AUGGCUACUACCGAGGAACCAAUUCUCUCUAGGAUAGACCGUUUGGAUAACAUGUUGAGGCACCUGGAGGAAAUUAGAGGGUACAAUCGAUCUCCAAAGAGCUCGUGUGCAUCCACUCCAACAAGUGGAAGUGAUGGACACGUGUCAUCUGUUGAUUUCUCCCCGAAGAACUUGGAGAAGCACUGCCGUCCGAUCGAGAACGUGAUGAUGGAAACGGAAGUCAAAGGAACGAUGAUAGAGAGACUCAACCAAGUGGAAGAUCGCAUGCUGAAGCUUGAGGAAGAGUGGGCAGCAGAGACGAAGAGAGAAGAAAAGAAGAAGGUGAACAGUCCAAAGAAGGGUUUGAAACAGUUUGUGAAGCAAUGUGUGAAAGCCAGGGGAAAACAACAUGAUAAUAAAAAAGCAUCAAUGAAUAAUAACCAUUAA